CUACUUCGUCUCUCCUGUCGACAUAGCUAUCUCGACGACUAGCUAGCUACGAGACAGCGUGCUCUUGUCCACAUCACCCGGCUCGCUGAAGAAGGCACGCCGCAACUCAGAACCAUUAAUUACGUCGCAGAGCACACAACGAGGACAAAUCGUACCCAGUCAUGUCAGGACAAGCUGGUAUCCCGUCAGGCGCUGGAGCUGCCCCAUCCAAUGGCGCGAGUGGCAAUGUCCUUCCCGACAUUGGCACAGGCGCAUCCGGCUCACUCGAUGUAGGAGGUAGCAUCCUUGCCGAGCUGGAGGGCAAGAUUGCGCAGACUCAAGAGUCAGUCCAGGUCAAGAGCAAAGAGCUCGACGAGCUCGAGGAGCGACUGCGCCAGGCCGAGGCGAGGAAGCAGGAGCUCGAGGCAAAGGGGGUUGGGCAAUCGUAAGCUUGCUGGAGAGAGGCAAAUGGACGAAUACGGGAGGGAUCGUUGGUGACGUGCAGUGAGGGUCGGAUGGGGAGACACACAAC
Messenger RNA from Jaminaea rosea, 511 nucleotides. RefSeq lists its product as hypothetical. The record is from RefSeq and is a predicted model, not a curated record. Bases 162 to 428 code for a protein of 88 amino acids. The transcript is spliced from 3 exons. NCBI's taxonomy places the organism in Eukaryota, Fungi, Basidiomycota, Exobasidiomycetes, Microstromatales.